UCGCCCCACAUUGCCCGCGCCCCGCGCGCCCGCGGUGAUCGGGCGUCCACUGCCCCACGCGCGCUCCCCCGCUGCUCCCCCGCCGUACGUAUAAUGGCCCCGGCCCCAACUCCUGUUCCUCCUCUCUCACCGCCACCGCACCCCCAACAGACACAACCGGCAGCGGCCGAGGAGCCCUAGGGCGUGGUGAAGUGCGACGCGGAGUGGUACUGCGUCACGCCGGAGGUAGCACAGGGGCGACACGCGCGGCGCUAUGGAUGCGAAGAAGGUGCGGGCUGGCUUUGAAACCCCCCGUUGCGAUUUGUGCUUCGGCUGAUGCGUAUUACGGAUUCCGGAGUGUGGAUUGAUGGGCUCGGCCCCGUCGUCGCGUGUCCAGGGCUCGGGGGAGGCGCCGUUCUUCACGGAGUACGGCGAGGCGAGCCGGUACGAGGUCAGCGAGGUGGUCGGCAAGGGCAGCUACGGCGUGGUGGCCGCCGCCGUCGACACCCGCACCGGCGAGCGCGUCGCCAUCAAGAAGAUCAACGACGUCUUCGAGCACAUCUCCGACGCCACCCGCAUCCUCCGCGAGAUCAAGCUGCUCCGCCUCCUGCGCCACCCGGACAUCGUCCAGAUCAAGCACAUCAUGCUGCCGCCCUCCCGCCGCGAGUUUCGCGACAUCUACGUCGUCUUCGAGCUCAUGGAGUCCGACCUCCACCAGGUCAUCAAGGCCAACGACGACCUCACACCCGAGCACCACCAGUUCUUCCUCUACCAGCUGCUCCGCGGCAUGAAGUACAUCCACGCUGCCAAUGUCUUCCACCGGGACCUCAAGCCCAAGAACAUCCUCGCCAACGGCGAUUGCAAGCUCAAGAUUUGCGACUUCGGCCUUGCUCGGGUGUCUUUCAACGAUACCCCUUCCGCGAUAUUCUGGACGGAUUAUGUGGCAACAAGAUGGUAUCGUGCUCCAGAAUUAUGUGGCUCCUUCUUUUCAAAGUAUACUCCCGCGAUUGAUAUUUGGAGCGUAGGUUGCAUAUUUGCUGAAAUGCUUACAGGGAAGCCUCUCUUUCCUGGCAAGAAUGUGGUACAUCAAUUGGAUCUCAUGACUGAUCUACUAGGCACUCCUUCAGCAGAAACAAUGUCCAGGAUUCGAAAUGAAAAAGCUCAACGAUACUUAGGUAACAUGAGAAAAAAGCCUCCAGUUCCUUUCACCCAGAAGUUUCCUGGUAUAGACCCAAUGGCUCUUCAUUUGCUUGAGCGUCUACUUGCUUUUGAUCCAAAGGAUCGACCAACUGCUGCAGAGGCCUUGACAGAUCCAUACUUCACUGGAUUAGCAAAUUCUCAACGUGAACCCAUAACACAACCCAUCUCGAAACUUGAGUUUGAGUUUGAAAGAAGGAAGCUGGCCAGAGAUGACGUCCGGGAAUUAAUAUACAGAGAGAUUUUAGAGUACCAUCCUCAGAUGCUGCAGGAGUAUCUUUGUGGUGGGGAUAAGGCAAACUUUGUGUACCCAAGUGGGGUGGAUCGUUUCAAGAGGCAAUUUGCUCAUCUCGAAGAAGGUGCUGCUAAGGGUGAGAAGACUAGCCCACAGCUGCGGCAGCAUGCUUCCUUACCAAGGGAAAAAGUAAAUGGCAACGGGAAUGAGCUUGAGAAGCCAAAUGCAGAUUACUUCAUAAAAUUGCAUGUAUGUGAGCAACCAGCACAAGCAUCAGUGACAGAUGGCCUGAGCAAGCCACUCUUAAAUGCCCGUAACUUUUUGAAGAGUGAAAGCAUCGGUGCUUCCCAGUGCGUUGUCAUCAAACAAAAGCGAGACAAAGAUGAGGAAUCUGAGGAUAUGAACGCUGUCGAUGGUGUGCCACAGAAGAUUGCUCAACUCAGAACCUGACAAUCUUAAGGUACACGCAAGAUCGAUCUGUACAGCGACGUGUGCAUGCAUAGGGGAACUUCAGAAGGCGGAUGCUACGAUCUGUAGAUUAAGUAGCUACAUUUUUUUUUAUGAAAAGUGCGUCGUGCUGUAGUACUUCCCCUUCAUCCUUUUCUAGGAGCUAAGAUAUAUUUGACUUCAGCUCCAGAUUUUCCUCGACAGAAUUUCUGUGUCUGUGAUCUCAUUAGCUAGUGAAUUGAAGUACGUAUUAGACUAGUUGUUUUGAUCGCAACGUCUGUAAUGUUAUUUCA
Molecule: messenger RNA, 2151 nt
Organism: Phragmites australis (common reed)
Lineage: Eukaryota; Viridiplantae; Streptophyta; Magnoliopsida; Poales; Poaceae
Product: mitogen-activated protein kinase 16
Exons: 9
Coding region: 347-1861 (504 amino acids)
Biological process (GO): intracellular signal transduction; protein phosphorylation
Cellular component (GO): cytoplasm; nucleus
Molecular function (GO): ATP binding; MAP kinase activity
Source: RefSeq, a predicted model, not a curated record